Messenger RNA from Schistosoma intercalatum, 1439 nucleotides. The record is from the annotation of a GenBank genome assembly. Lineage: Eukaryota; Metazoa; Platyhelminthes; Trematoda; Strigeidida; Schistosomatidae.
CCGGGCGAAUCUAAUAGGACGGUACUAUGACUGCGGAUCGAUGUAUAUACGUUGGAAACAUUAAUCCCAAAAUAACAACUGAUAUCUUGUAUGAACUUUUUCUUCAGGCUGGACCUUUGGAGGAUGUUACCGUUAAGGACACAUUCGCCUUCGUAACGUUUGAGGAUGAAGAGUCUGUCCCAUAUGCUUGCUCACUUUUUGAAGGGAUCACAUUAUAUGGUACGGAACUAAAAAUCCGUCCAAGGCAAAACUCCAAGUUUCAGGAUCUAAAAAUACGUUCUGUUCCACCUUCUGCCUACCAGUAUUCCAGGCCUCGAAUCGACCCUUCUUAUUCUGCACCGCCUUACCGAAGUCAUUUUAAUGGGAGUACGGACUAUGUUCAUCAUACCAGCCACCGUCGUGAUCCAUUUUCAAGUUUUACUCCACCUGCGGGUAACCGACAUUUGGUUCAUGAAAUGGGGUAUAACUAUUACUCACGAUAUGAACAUAACCAACACCCUUCACCAUCAUAUGAUCUUCUUCCUUAUGGUUGGCAACAUGGUCCCCCAGCCUUUAUUGAAAACCGUCCGUCUGAAAGAAGGCGGUCUGAUGAAUACAGUAGACACAUGGGCUCCACACCGACUGAUAUUUCUGACAAGGAUUUAAUCCGACCGGGGAUAAAAAACAUCAAACAUGUCUUGCUUGUAACUUCUGGGAAGGGGGGUGUCGGGAAAUCCACGGUUGCUGCUCAAGUCGCCAUUAACCUAUGGAAUAGUGGUUUCUGUGCUGGUAUUCUUGAUAUUGACUUUUGUGGACCAUCUAUACCUCGUAUACUUGGUUUGGAAAACAACAAAAUCCAUUCAUGUGCUGAAGGCUGGUUACCUGUCUAUGCUGACGGACACACCAAACGCUUUCCCGUGGUAUCAAUCGGGUUUCUGUUAGAUAAUCCCGAUUCUGCAGUUAUUUGGCGUGGACCACGCAAAGGUAGUAUGGUGGGUGAAUUCUUGAAUUCAGUUUGUUGGGGAGAGCUCGAUUAUCUGGUCAUUGAUACUCCUCCUGGAACAUCAGAUGAACAUAUAACUGUUUUCGAACAUCUACAGAAGUCCACAUCUGAUGUAGAUGUAGGAAUUAUUGUUGUUUCAACUCCACAGAGAGUAUCCUUGUGCGAUGUAAGUCGGGAGCUUGGAUUUUGUAUGAAAACAAAUAUGAAAGUAAUUGGUUUAAUUGAAAAUAUGAGUGGAUACAAAUGUCCCAAUUGUGCUCAGUGUACGAACGUGUUUUCAUACGGAGGUGCUGAAGCAUUGGCUGUUGAGAAAAAUGUCCGAUUUUUGGGUCGACUGCCUUUUGAUCCCGCACUAACUGUCGCUUGUGAUCGUGCGGGAGAUUUCCGAUCAAAGAUUUACACCAGUGAAAAUACAAAGCUUUUGACUGAAAAAAUACUUUCGGUAUUAUCUGUUUGA